AGCAUCUUCUAGAGAGAGAGAGAGGGACAGAACAAAAUUUAGGGUUUCCAAAAAAAAAAUCUGAGACUUUAAAAUGGGCGUCAUGAUCAAUUAUCAUUUGCUCGCUAUCAUCUUCGGCAUCUUAGGAAACGCAAUAUCCUUCCUCGUAUUCCUCUCUCCAUUCCCGACGUUUUAUAGAAUAUACAAGAAGAAAUCGACGGAAAGUUUCCAGUCACUACCGUACCAAGUGUCGCUAUUUAGCUGCAUGCUAUGGCUCUAUUACGCAUUGAUUAAGCAAAAUGCUUUUCUCCUAAUCACCAUCAACUCCUUUGGCUGCAUCAUUGAAACUAUCUACAUCGCCAUGUUCUUCGCUUACGCCACCAAAGAUAAAAGAAUGGCGGCUAUGAAGCUGUUCUUUACUAUAAACGUUGCUUUCUUCUCGUUAAUUCUAAUGGUUACACAGUUUGCGGUUAAAAGCCAUAGCCUCCAAGUCUCUGUCAUUGGCUGGAUUUGUGUUUCCAUUUCUGUAUCUGUUUUCGCUGCCCCUCUAAUGAUCGUGGCUCGUGUGAUAAAGACAAAGAGUGUGGAAUUCAUGCCCUUCACCCUCUCGUUUUUCCUCACGAUAAGUGCGGUUAUGUGGUUUGCUUAUGGUGCAUUCCUCCACGACAUAUGCAUAGCUAUUCCAAACGUGUUGGGAUUCAUACUAGGGAUGUUACAAAUGGUUUUGUACGGAGUUUACAGAAACUCAGGGAUGAAAAUAGAUGCUGAGAAGAAAAAGAUAAACUCAUCAGAUCAACAACUUAAGACUAUUGUCGUGAUGAGUCCGUUAGGUGUGUCGGAAGUACACCCGGUUGACGUCACGGUGGACCCACUCUCCGUUCAUCAUGAAGAUCUAUCCAAACAGGUGGAGCCGUCAACUGAAGACAGAAAAUGCCACGUGGAGACUGCCCAUUCUUGAAUAUAUUGAGAAGUAAAAAAGGCCGGUCAAAGGAAGAAUUUAUUUCGGUGGUUUGUUUUUAUUUUUGUUUCGUAUUUUUAUUUCUUAUAUGUAUGUACUUGCGUAAAGUUUUGUGUUAAAAUCUUAUCUUUAAGUGAAUAAAAUUAUCUUUGUGCG
Messenger RNA from Eruca vesicaria subsp. sativa (arugula), 1093 nucleotides. Lineage: Eukaryota; Viridiplantae; Streptophyta; Magnoliopsida; Brassicales; Brassicaceae. The record is from the annotation of a GenBank genome assembly.